CGGCAGUCAAAGCUACACAAUAGUUUUAAGUGAUAAAAAUAAGAAUUUUAUUUUAAAAAUUUUCAAAUAGCUGAAGUCUAAUCGCGUAACUAAGAUCCCAACAUGGAUUCCAUGCGCACCCGAAACGCUGCUAAGAUAAAGUGCACAAUUCCGCAACAAACUGUGAAGAACGAAAAAGAUGAUGUAAUGUUCACGGAAGAUGAAAAAAAGACUAUUGCUGAGCUGAAGCAGUUGUAUUUGGAAACCAUCAAGUUGGACGUUGACUUGCAGCGUGACAUUUACAAUAUGGAGAAAUCCUAUGAAGUUAAACAUAACGAGAUAUUUGAUAAACGCAAGAAGAUUUUGGAAUCUUGCAGAGAGUUUAAGAAGCAAAACCACGGUGAUGCGAGUCCUAAUGAAAACGUGACCAACUUUUGGUUAAAGGUAUUGAAGGCUUCAUAUACUGAGUUUAUUAGCAAGAAAGACGAAAAGAUACUUUCGAAUCUUUGCGAUAUACGCGCCAAGCUAUUUAAUGAGCCUACUGUCAAAUUCAUCAUUGAGUUUCACUUUGAGCCAAAUGAGUACAUUGCGAAUCGUGUUUUAACUAAGACAUACUUUUUGAAUUGUCUGCCCGAUCCCGACGAUCCACUUUCGUAUGAUGGCGCAGAGAUCUACAAAUGCGAGGGCUGUCGCAUUGAGUGGAAGCAGGCCAAGGACCGCGAGAAGAAAGAUACUACUUCGUUCUUCGAUUUCUUUUCGCCACCCACCUUGCCAGAGGACACUGAUGAUCCGAAUUAUUGUGAUAUUAAUGCCAUAUUGCAAAAUGAUUUUGAACUUGGCUUUUAUCUCAAGGAGCGCGUCAUACCGAAGGCUGUAAUAUUCUUUACCGGCGAGAUUGCCGACUGUCAGAGCUCCGAGGAGUCUGAAUCUGAAACCGAAGAGAGCGAUGAAGAAUCUGAUGCCGAAGAGGAGGAAGAAUCCUCCACUAAUGAUACUGAGAAUGACAAAUAGUUUUAUAUUAAUAAUUGCAAAUAUUACAUUUUUAGACACGCCCUUUUUGAAGAAAAAACGCAACUGAACUAUUCAACUUACUAUACCGGCUACCAAAUAAACAUUUCAUUAUAAUGCAUGAAUAAUAUUUUUCAA
This is a messenger RNA of Scaptodrosophila lebanonensis, 1125 nucleotides long. Its product is annotated as nucleosome assembly protein 1-like 1. Gene Ontology annotation, molecular function: histone binding; chromatin binding. Gene Ontology annotation, cellular component: chromatin; nucleus. NCBI's taxonomy places the organism in Eukaryota, Metazoa, Arthropoda, Insecta, Diptera, Drosophilidae. The coding region runs from base 103 to 990 and encodes 295 amino acids. The record is from RefSeq and is a predicted model, not a curated record. The transcript has 6 exons. Gene Ontology annotation, biological process: nucleosome assembly.